Molecule: messenger RNA, 543 nt
Organism: Rhagoletis zephyria (snowberry fruit fly)
Lineage: Eukaryota; Metazoa; Arthropoda; Insecta; Diptera; Tephritidae
Product: lethal(3)malignant brain tumor-like protein 4
Biological process (GO): negative regulation of DNA-templated transcription
Cellular component (GO): nucleus
Molecular function (GO): chromatin binding; histone binding
Source: RefSeq, a predicted model, not a curated record
AUGGGAAAAGAGCCAUCUGAUCGAUAUGAAAGUGAUAAUGAAUCAGUUGAAAGUGACGAGGAUGUGGAGGACAGUGAAAACGAAGAUAGCCAAGAAGCAGCCAAAAGAGAAGAAAAUGACAAUGUCAAUGAGAAAGAACGUGAAGACCAAGAGGAGAUGUCGAUUUCAGACGCUGACGAACCAGAACUUCUCCAAUACAGCAUUUCCUUGCUGGAGCAAGAGAACUAUUCACUGCAAAUCCCGCAAUCAAAUCUAGCCCGAUGCAAGUGCCUUCUAAAAGAAAACGAGAGUGAGUUUGAACUUGAUAAAGUUUCCUCUUGGGACUACAUUUUGGUUGAACGCUUUGUGCGCGUAAUAACUGGGUGCCAACAGACGGCUGCCAAGUUUUCUUAUCAGAAAAUCGACGGCGAGUCAAUGCUGCUACUAACACUGGCUGAUCUCACCGAUAAUCUGAACAUCAAGUUUGGACCUGCUAUCAAAAUUCACAGUUGUAUUGCCGAAUUAAAAGCGACACUGUUGACUGGUGAUGGUGGUCACCAGUAG